Messenger RNA from Armigeres subalbatus, 1764 nucleotides. RefSeq names its product UDP-glucose 4-epimerase (gene Gale). The transcript is spliced from 5 exons. Gene Ontology annotation, cellular component: cytosol. Bases 484 to 1539 code for a protein of 351 amino acids. The record is from RefSeq and is a predicted model, not a curated record. Lineage: Eukaryota; Metazoa; Arthropoda; Insecta; Diptera; Culicidae. Gene Ontology annotation, molecular function: UDP-glucose 4-epimerase activity. Gene Ontology annotation, biological process: beta-D-galactose catabolic process via UDP-galactose, Leloir pathway.
AAGCAGAAUUUUUCUAACGUCAUCACCGGGGUUGUUUGUUUAUCUCCGUAUAGUUGUGUUGUACCGCACAUCGCCCUUCGUACAUCGCAGAUGAUAAUUUGUGGGAGAGGUCGGUCUGAGUCUGAGUGCCUGGGUUCAAGUGGCUCGUUUUCGUCUAGUCUGCAGUUUCUGGAGUUUUGCUUCCUGGGUAACGCUGCGCCGGUUGUUAUCAACCGGACAGAAUAACAACAACAACGAUUGUUUCAGUGGCAAUCAGCGUUUGUAGUAGGGACAAGGGUGCAAGCGGUGCGAUCGUCAUCAGUGUGCUUGUUUUAUUUCCGAGCACUGUUUGUGAUAAGAUAGGCAUUUCUCCGUGCCUGAGCAGAGCAACGAAUAUGGGCAAGAGCGUGUAAUGAGUCAAACGCUGAUACGUGUCGUCUGAUUAUUCAUUCUUGGAGGUUCUAAUCGUGCAACUCGUUGUCCAAUCUGCCACAAAGCCUAACGAUGUCUCUCAUCAUUUUGGUGACUGGUGGAGCGGGAUUUGUUGGCUCGCAUACUGUUUUGGAGCUGUUGAACGCUGGACAUCAAGUCGUAUGCGUAGAUAAUUUGUGCAAUGCGUUUGGAGCGGCGGAUUGUAAGUUACCAGAAUCAUUGAUACGGGUGCAGGAGCUGACGGGAAAAAACGUAACAUUCUAUGAUGUAGAUAUACGUGAUAAAGAUGGUCUGAAAGGAGUUUUCAAGAAGCACCAAAUCGAAUGUGUGGCACAUUUCGCCGCUCUCAAAGCAGUUGGCGAAUCAUGCCGGAUACCGCUGCAAUACUAUCAAAACAACAUCACUGGAACGAGUGUCCUACUGGAAGUAAUGGCCGAGUGCAAUGUAUUCAAAUUUGUUUACAGUUCCAGUGCCACAGUGUAUGGGGAGCCGCAGAAGCUUCCACUGGACGAGAAACACCCAACGGGCAAUUGCACCAACCCCUACGGCAAAAGUAAAUAUUUUACCGAGGAAAUAUUGAAGGAUCUCUGCGAGUCGGAUCCUCGCUGGUCGGUGAUAUCGCUGCGAUACUUCAAUCCGGUCGGUGCGCACAAGUCCGGACGUAUCGGUGAGGAUCCCAAUGGAGAACCCAACAAUUUGAUGCCAUACAUUUCGCAAGUGGCCGUUGGUCGGAGAGCUUGUCUCAAGGUGUUUGGAAACAAUUACGAUACUCCGGAUGGAACGGGUGUGCGUGACUACAUCCAUAUAGUUGAUCUGGCCGAGGGACAUGUGUGUGCUCUCGAUAAGCUGGCACGUGGGGAGUUGAAUGGAUUUGUGGUGUACAAUCUCGGCACUGGAUGCGGGUACUCGGUGUUGGACGUAGUGGAAGCAUUUUCCAAAGCCUCUGGGAAGGUGGUAAAAUACGAAAUCGUUGAUAGGCGUGCCGGCGAUGUAGCUACAAGUUAUGCGGACGUUACGCUUGCUGCGAAGGAACUGGGUUGGAAGGCCAAGCGUGGUCUGAAGGAGAUGUGUGAGGAUACCUGGAAAUGGCAGAAGCUCAACCCGAACGGAUUCGCCGGAGCAAAAUAAGGAUGAGCGGGUUUUUCGUGACUAUUCAGUAUGCUUUUAGUGAAAAUAACGGCUGCAUUUGAUGCUAGCUUUUCCCAAGGACAUGAUUGCCAUAGAUAAUCAUUUUACCUUGCAUUUACCUUAAAUAAAUUGAUUCUCCAACACCAAAUGAAGAAGUAGGUAGUGUGUUAUAUUUUGCACAAUACGUAAUGAAAAUAAAUUGAACACUCAUGCUUUAUACCUUUA